CUUCGCCAAAAACGAAGACUCUCCCACCACCUGAACAACCAUCCACAUCUACCCGCCCAUAACACCGCACAACGUGCUCGAUCUGCCAAGAUGAGCUACAUCACCCGUCGUGCGCUGUCCACGCUCAUCCCUCCCAAGAUUGCCUCUCCCUCUGGCAUCGGCGCCGCUUCGGACGCGGUGCGCAUGCAGAAGGUCGUCUCGUUCUACGAGAAGCUGCCGCGCGGGCCCGCCCCAGCGGAGAAGUCGACGGGCUUGUUCUCGUGGUACAAGAACAAGUACUUCAAGCGCGGCAAUGAAUCUGCAGCACCACUGGCGCAUCUGAUCAUCUUCUUCACGCUGCUCGGUUACGGCCAGAACUACUACUUCCACCUGCGGCACCACAAGAACAACGCUCACUAGAGUAGAGCAUGCAGGGGUGAAUCAAAUUCCGUUUGUACAAAGAAUGCACGGCAGAACGGGACGAGCGAGUGAUGGAGGGAAGGAAUGCAUGACGGCAAAGUGGUGGUGUGUACAAAUACUCUGAUAGACGCUGCAAACCGACCACGCACAUUCGCCUGCACCUUGA
This is a messenger RNA of Verruconis gallopava, 565 nucleotides long. RefSeq lists its product as uncharacterized. The transcript is spliced from 6 exons. The record is from RefSeq and is a predicted model, not a curated record. Lineage: Eukaryota; Fungi; Ascomycota; Dothideomycetes; Venturiales; Sympoventuriaceae. Gene Ontology annotation, biological process: proton motive force-driven ATP synthesis. Bases 91 to 399 code for a protein of 102 amino acids.